Molecule: messenger RNA, 2719 nt
Organism: Fundulus heteroclitus (mummichog)
Lineage: Eukaryota; Metazoa; Chordata; Actinopteri; Cyprinodontiformes; Fundulidae
Product: GDNF family receptor alpha-2
Exons: 10
Coding region: 338-1768 (476 amino acids)
Biological process (GO): nervous system development
Cellular component (GO): signaling receptor complex; external side of plasma membrane
Molecular function (GO): signaling receptor activity
Source: RefSeq, a predicted model, not a curated record
GUCCAAACUCAAGUGUCCGGUCUCAUUCCGAGAUAAUUUUUAGAGAAGUUGGCUGGGGCAGCACGUGUACCCUCACCCUGUAACAGAAGCGAGGAAAGUGUUUACCUGGAUCUGUUCAAGCCGACUCCAGAGGAAAAGCCGCGCGUACCUGCGGAAUGUGCCGCCCGUGAAGGACUGUGCCUCCACUCUUGAGGCUGCUCUGAAUCGGAGGGGGUCGCCUGUGCUCGCUUCAUCAUGUCAGUAGAGCCUGAGUGAGAGACGGAGAGAUUAGGGAAAGGAGAAAAAAAAACCGUUAACGUGUGGCAAAUUGACCAGCGGGAUUACAGCCGGACGCGACAUGUUCUUGAUUAACGUCAUCUCUGUGGUGUUUGUGUUAGAUGUGUGCGUGUGUGAAUUGGAGCUGGGAUCCCCUGGCUGGAGGGAACCUCUGGACUGUGUCCGAGCUUCCGAGCUGUGCAACCAGAACAGUCAGUGCAGCUCACGCUACCGGAUCAUGCGCCAGUGUCUGUCUGGUGGGGACAAGGAGCGUAGCACCAUGCUGGCCUCCAAGGAGUGCCAGGGGGCACUGGAAGUGUUACAGGACUCGCCGCUGUAUGACUGCCGCUGCAAGAGGGGCAUGAAGAAGGAGCUACAGUGUCUGCAGAACUACUGGAGCAUCCACAUGGGCAUGACUGAGGGUGAAGAAUUUUACGAGACAUCUCCAUAUGAGCCGAUACACUUCUCUGAGGAAUUCAGGCAUGCGUCCAUUAUCUCAGACUCAUCUUUGUCGAAGAUGAAGCCCUGUUCCGAGGCAGGGAAACCCUGUAACCCCUGUGUGGAUGCAGCCAAAGCCUGUUAUCUGAACGAAACCUGUAGACGCCUACGGUCAGCCUACAACAUUAUCUGCAGCAAGGUCACACCCCCACAGUCUUCUGCAGCCAACCAGGAGCCAUGCAGCAGGAAGAGGUGUCAGAAGACCCUGCGACAGUUCUUUGACCGUGUUUCAUGGGAGCUGAGCUACCCUUUACUGUUCUGCUCCUGCCAAGACCAGGCAUGUGCUGAACGUCGUCGCCGCACCAUCGUCCCAUCCUGCUCCCACCAGGAAAGACACAAACCCACCUGCCUGGAGCUACGACACACCUGCCGCUCUGACGCCCUGUGCAGGUCUCGUCUUGCUGAUUUUCAUAUGAACUGCCAGAUGACAUCUCACACCAUCACUAGCUGCCCUUAUGACAACUACAUUGGCUGCCUCAUGUCCUACGUUGGCCUCAUUGGCUCAGAUGUAACACCAAACUACAGCGACAACAGCCCCACCAACAUCACCAUCAGCCUCUGGUGCACUUGCAGAGGGACAGGUCAUCAGGAGCAGGACUGUGAUACCUUCCACCGGGACUUCACCCACAACACCUGCCUCAAAAAUGCUAUCCUUUCAUUUGGUUAUGGAUCUGAAGGAGCUGCUCCUCCUGUAACCGAUGAACCUUCCACAUUCCUGCCUCCUGCUCAGCCACCCAUCUCCAAACCGGCUCCCUCUCUGCACGGAGAGGCCAUCAAGCCCAUCGACACUGCCUGUAUGUUCUCCACUUGUGCAGACCUGCAGGAGGGAGGUCAGAAGUGCAUACCCUCUGAUGAGUUUGAGUGUGAGGAGACUUUGUUGGCCCGGGGGUCAAUAGACUCUCAGGAUUCUGUGGGACCCAAAAGCAGCAGCAAGCAAUCAGCUCCGCUACUCCACCACAAUUUUGUGACUCUGUGUGUGUCAAUUCUGCCAGCACUUUUACACUUCACAUCAUAAUUUUGGACUCACACAUGUACAUGCAUACACACACACACAGUACUAAAUUUCAAGCAACCGAUGUCAAAGCAUCCACCACGGCCUUUUUAAACAGAGAAUCUGGAGACCGCUCAGAUAAGCAGUUUUUCUGCAGCACACUGUCACAUACAGGCCAUAAGUGGGAGAAUAGAAGCAGCUGGACUUUGGGGUGUUGUAUGUGAUCGAGAAGUGGAAUCAGAAACUCAAAUGAGUGACUCUCGGGACUGUGUCACAGUGACUUAAUUUGCAAUGCUCUAUGUCUUUUGGGUGUAUGUGCUUUCUGUGCGAGACGGUUUGGACUCCCUCAGGCUCCUCUGGGUCUGAGACAGCUGGGCUGAGAAACCCCUGGAAACAAGCAUAUCACUACAUCCACAUACACGCAGACACACACACUUACAGAAUUUGAUCAGGAGUGUUAAAGUUGGCAGCAUGAGAGAUACAGGAAAGUAACGACAGGGUAGGACAACUGGUAAGAUCAUUCAGUAAGGUUUAUCACUCUUUGUGACUUUUCUUGUGGCAACAAAUCAAGAUACAACAACAUACAUAUCCCUUUCCCGUUAGACUUCCUUAGCGGAUAAACAGGGUCCCUACAUGGACACAGACACUCAUGCUGUACACCAGUGUGCUAUAUCUAGGUCUUUAUCUUGAUUUUGUGGUCAACAUCCUGUACAAAUGUCAUUUGGUGUGGAAAAUGAAAAGUAAAAAAUCCUGUGAAUGAGUAUAUGUUUCAUAUCAGUGUUCAGCCGUGAGCGUGUUUGUGCGUCAGUGUGAAUGUCUGUGAUGACUGUUGACACAUCUGUGCAUGGAUGCAAACAAAUGAAGCAACAGGCAGACCUUUAGUCAGAUGACAAACAGACUGUGAAACAUGAUGCACAUACUAUCUUAAAAAAUAUGGUCAUUUAAGUCGUUGUCAAACUAAAGCAUUAAAUCUCA